UUUAUUUUGUGUGUGUGAGAGAGAAUGAUUUAGUUUAAGAUCUCUUGAUAUUUUUUUUGCGUAAUUGGUCUUCAAAUUUCUAAAUCAUUCUAAUAAUUUUUGGUAUAAUUCAUUUGCUAUCGGAUUAUAUUAUUAUUCACGUACUUUACUUUGAUUAGUUUUAAUGAUUUAGAGCUAGAAGCCUAAAAAGACAUCUAAUCAUACUAUCAAUUUUUUUGUACAAUUUUAGUUCAUGAUAAAUGCUGCGUAAGUGCGUAAGUAUAUUAGUGAUUGCAAUAAUGUAUUGAGAAACAUGAAAUGAAAGUGUUAGCAAGUAAAAAGAAAAUGAGGAAGUAUUACCUUCCAUUCUGUUUUGCUACUCCAUCUUAGUUUACUUUCCCCAUUUUUUUAAAGUACGAUUUCUAAAUGGAGGUCCCACAUUUUUCUACCCAUUUUUUUAUCUCUUAUUUUUAUAUUUGUAUAAAUAAAUCCCGAAAAAAUGGUUAUGGUGCAAGUAAAUUGGGGGCGAAAGGAAUAUUAAAUUUUAUUGUAUGUAUUUAAUUUAUUAUUUUAUAGGUUACAAUGCAACAGAAGUUACUUCAUGAUCUUAAUUAGCUGUAUUUUUUAUUCAAGUUGAUGUAGUUGUGAGAUCUACGGAAUUACGGAAGUACUUUACUUCCUGAUUGGGAAUUUGACUUUGUUCAGUAUUUCAAUUAAAAAAUUGAUUGGGGGUCUUAAACACGAUCUAAUUAGGAUAUUCUUUGUGUUAUCAGAAUAAUUUUAGUUUUAAUAUGUUAUACUAUAAUCAUGUGAAAAGAGCUGGGAAUAUGGUAGCCCAUUUCGUGGCACAACAGGAUACUGCAAUGAACUCUGAUCGUGUUUGAUUGGACUCGUUCCUCUAAAGUAUUAUCAUUCAGGCGGAAUUGGAUUUGAAUUAUAAAAAAAUUCCAAUGGUUUUUCCUCCACGUAGAAAUAUUUAAAAAUUAAUUAGGGUCUUAAACAAUUGCAACUACAAUACAGUUAGCUGCUGUUAAUCUCACUGUUUCUGAUGUCACAUUAUUUAAAAAAAAAAUGAAUGCAGUGAAUAUGACUUGGCAUUGUCUAUAUGCUGUCCAUUUUCGAGGAACUUCAAGUUGUUGCCUAUAUAUAGUUUUUUGUUGCAUUGUACCUGAUCGUAGUCAGUAUUAUUGUUAACCUCGACUUGAAUUUCUUAAUUUCUUGUUCUUAGAUAUGGAGACUGUGCCUAGCUCGAGUUUGUACCCAUUGCACCGAUGUAAAAUUCUCCAUCUGGUUAGGCAUGCAGAAGGAAUUCACAAUGUUGCAGGUGCAGAGAAGUACAAAACAUCUCCGGAACUACUUGAUCCUCGCCUCUCACCACUUGGAUGGGAACAGGUUGAGAAUCUCCAAAAACAUGUUCAUGCUUGUGGGCUACUGGAGAGGAUCGAGCUAGUCAUCACCUCUCCUAUGUUAAGGACAAUGCAAACUGCAGCCAUAGUCUUUGGUGGGGAUAAUCAUAAGAAUGGGAAUGGUGCAUCCCCUUUAAUGUUGGAAAAUGGGAAAAAUGACCAUGCUACAGUAUCAAGUCUUAACUGCCCGCCCUUUUUGGCACAUGAGCUUUGUCGAGAACGCCUGGGAGUGAAUACGUGUGAUAAGAGGGGAAGCAUUAGUGAGUAUAAGAGUCUAUUUCCGGCAAUUGAUUUUUCCUUGAUUGAAAGUGACGAAGACAUCUUAUGGAAAGAAGAUGUCCGGGAGUCAGAUGAGGAGGUUUCAGCUCGAGGAAUGAAGUUCAUGAAAUGGUUGUGGACUAGGGAAGAGAAGGAGAUUGCGAUUGUUACUCACAGUGCAUUUUUAUUUCAAACGUUGCCCAAGUUUGUGUACAAUUGCCACCCAUCAACAAAGAAUGAGAUUUGCAAAUUCUUUGCAAACUCUGAACUGCGAUCGGUAGUGAUGGUGGACAAAAGUUUGAAUGUAGUAGAUGCUGCACAAACAACUCAGUCUGGAACCGGAAGGAUUCCUUUUGCACUCGACUUACUCAGCGAAGUAGCGAAUGCAAAAAGAGAAUCCAAUGACAAUCAUCAUCAACAAAUGGGGGUAACUGAGCAGAAAAAGAAUCGUCAUUGCUACUGUUUCAUUGAUUUAUAUAUACGAAGUAAAUGAUAGUGAUUGGGUUCUACUUCACUUAGAAUUAUUUAUCCUCGCAUGAUAUGAUUUGGUUCGUAUAGAAUUAGCAAUGCUAUAUAUAUGUAAAAUUAUAAAAUAAACCUCAAAAAACAGUGUAGUUUCUUAUAUCUUGUGCAAUAUAUGUUUUCUUAAUUGCUAGAGUUUUUCGUCGUUUUUCUUUUUUUUUUUUUAACAAUUUCAACAUGUACAAGUAAUAUAUUAUCUUAUGUGAAUACAUAGGAUUUCACAAAUGUCAUACUUGUUCAACUUAAUGAAUCUGAAGAUUCUUUUUU
Messenger RNA from Chenopodium quinoa (quinoa), 2432 nucleotides. RefSeq names its product phosphoglycerate mutase-like protein 1. Gene Ontology annotation, molecular function: phosphatase activity. NCBI's taxonomy places the organism in Eukaryota, Viridiplantae, Streptophyta, Magnoliopsida, Caryophyllales, Amaranthaceae. The record is from RefSeq and is a predicted model, not a curated record. The transcript is spliced from 9 exons. Bases 1210 to 2136 code for a protein of 308 amino acids. Gene Ontology annotation, cellular component: cytoplasm.